UUUGUUAAACUUUGGUUAGUUCACGAUGAAGUCUCACAAGGCUUUGGUCGUAGUUAUUCUAUUUGUAGCAAUAUUUAGUGGUUCUCAUGCUGAGGUUAACUAUCGACUUUCUAAAGAUGUAGUUCCUUUAACUUACAAUAUUACAAUUAGACCAUAUUUUCUACCCGAAGAUGGAGAGAAAAUAUUCACAUUUAAUGCGGAAACGACCAUUGUGAUUACUACGAAAAAUUUAAACAUUUGUUCCUUUAGUCUUCACGUUCAUUCUUUAAAUUUUAUCACGAUUGAUUUACAUUCAGUUUCCGGAAAUAAAGUGAAAUUCUCAAAUGAAUAUGAUGAGUUAACUAAUAAGUUAACUUUUAAUCUUAACAAGAACCUAGUGCCAUUUGUGGAUUAUUUUAUACAUUUUAAUUACACAGGUCUAAUUUUUGAGGAUUAUGAAGGACUUUUUCGAAGUAGUUACACUGACGCUAAAUCAAUUGAAAGAUCGAUGUUAGUAACACAACUGCAGCGAACCACUGCUAGAAAACUGUUUCCAUGCUUUGAUGAACCAGGUUUCAAAGCGAAUUUCACCCUUCACAUAAGUCGCCCAAGGAACUAUAGAUCUUUUACUAAUACAGUUUUGCUUUCUACCACAAUUGACAAAAAUGAAGAAAACCGUUACAUUGAUCAUUUUGAAACAACACCCUACAUGUCAACUUACCUUGUAGCAAUGAUGAUUUCAGAAUAUGUUCCACGAAUAGAGGACAAUAUUUCAAUUAUUUCAAGGCCGGAAUUUUAUAAUAAAACAAUAUUUAGCCUUAAUAUUGCUAAAAAGGUGUUAAAUGGAUACAACGAGCUUUUCGGAGUUCCCUAUACUACCUUGGGUAAUUCUAUCUUACAAAAAGUUUCCUUGCCUAAAUUUGUUCAUAAUGGAAUGGAAAAUUGGGGCCUUAUAAUUUACAAAGAUGAAGUAUUAAUAUAUGAAGAUAACAAUACUGAUCUUUAUGGAACGCAAUACAGCACCUCUAUAAUAUCCCAUGAAACAUCUCAUAGUUGGUUUGGAAAUUCUAUAACUUUUGAAUGGUGGGGUUAUUUUUGGCUAAAUGAAGCAUUUGCAAGAUACUAUCAAUAUUACCUGACUCAUGAGCUCUUUCCACAAUAUGAACUUGAUAAACAAUUUACAAUUGAUCAGAUGCAUUCAAUAUUUGAUAUUGAUGCUAGCAAUGCCACGCAACCUUUGAGCGAACCAAAUGUAUCUUCGCCUGAUGAAGUAGCAAAGAAGUUCAGCAGUAUAACGUAUGUAAAAGGAGCUUCUAUUGUGCGAAUGAUUAAGCAUGCAAUGUCAGAGUCAAAAUUUGUGAUGGCAAUAAGGGAUUACAUUAAAUCAAACCUCAGCAGUUCGGUUAAUCCAUCACAUUUUUUGAAAUACUUACAAAAAUACUGGCCAUCAUUACCAAAUGUUGAUGUUGAAUCCUUUUUCAACGACUGGACAGAAAUAGUUGGUUUCCCCCUACUUAAUGUCUCGCUCUCUGAAAAUAAUUUAAGAGCUACAAUCCAACAAACAAGAUAUCUUUACAAUGUGAACGAUGGAAGUGACCCACAUCUUCGAUAUACAAUUCCAUUAACUUACACUACAAACAUUGAAAAUAAUUUCAACAAUACCUUCCCUCAGUUGUAUUUUAAAAAAGAUCAACAACAAAUUGUAUUGAAUUUUGAAAAACCAAUUCAAUGGAUUAUGUUUAACAUACAACAAACUGGAUAUUAUAGAGUUAUGUAUGAUAUCAAUCUCUACAACAAGUUGUACAAUUCUCUUCUUGAAAACAACUGGUCCAAUAUUCAUGUAUUAAAUCGUGCACAGUUUGUAGACGAUUUAUUUGCCCUUGGUAAAGUUGGGCUUUAUAAAUAUGAUUCAAUAUUCAAGUGGCUUGAAUAUUUAGAAACUGAAACCCACUACACACCUUGGAAAGCUACUAUCAAAGGUUUAACCUUUAUUGGACAGUUUUUGACGACACCUCAAGAACGAAGUUACUUUGGAAAAUAUAUUUUGCUUAUGACAGAAAAAGUUUUGAAGAAACUUGGCACAACUGCUUUAAAAGAAGAUUCCAUUCUCGAUGUUUAUAAUCGAAAUCAAAUUCUCAAUUUGAAUUGCAAAUAUGGUAGACAAGAAUCUAUCCGAGCGAUGGAGAAUAUGCUGAGUGGAUAUUUGAAUAAUGGAACAAUGAUACCCGUUGAUAUAAGAUCAAUUGUUUAUUGCAAUGGAAUGAGAAAUGCUUCCGAAAAUAAUUUUGAAAAAUUGGUUGAAAGAUUUAAGUUGGAAAAAAUACCAAGAGAGAAGCUAAGGAUUCGUAAUGGCCUAGGAUGUGUUCGAAAUACGAAAAAUAUCGAAAACUAUUUUGAAUUAAUUCUCAGUGGGGAGAUAUCAGUUGAUGAAAAGAUGGAUGCUAUUACUCUUUUAAGCAAAGAAAAUCCGGAGAACGUGUGGGUUGUUUAUGAAAUGAUGACGGGAAGGCUGAAUGAUUUAACUAAAGUACUUGGUAGCUGGAAAAGUACGGCAGAACUUGUGAGCAAAACCGCCACUCUACUUACAAGGCAGGAUCAGAGAAACAAGUUUGAAGAAUUCAUUACAAUAAACAACGAAGUUUUUGGUACAUCCAAAUCGAUCCUGUAUGAUGCCUUGAAACAACUUGAUUUUAAUCUGAAUUGGUCAAAAAAAUAUUUAGAUCCGUUGCACCAGUACUUAGAAAGUAAAUUCAAUAUUUAAGAUGGAAAUUUGAAUUAAAAAAUUUAAAAUUUUGUUUAUUGAAACCAUACAUUUGAAAUAAAAU
This is a messenger RNA of Episyrphus balteatus (marmalade hoverfly), 2804 nucleotides long. Its product is annotated as membrane alanyl aminopeptidase-like. The transcript has 7 exons. Bases 26 to 2740 code for a protein of 904 amino acids. Lineage: Eukaryota; Metazoa; Arthropoda; Insecta; Diptera; Syrphidae. The record is from RefSeq and is a predicted model, not a curated record. Gene Ontology annotation, molecular function: peptide binding; metalloaminopeptidase activity; zinc ion binding. Gene Ontology annotation, cellular component: cytoplasm. Gene Ontology annotation, biological process: peptide catabolic process; proteolysis.